AUGACUUUGAACAACGAUUCUGCUGAACAUUCUGGUGCUUUGAUAGUACCAGCUCUAGAUCUUUUUCAUCCCCUUUAUCUUCACCCUUCUGAUAUUCCAGGAACCAUGCUAGUGUCCGUUCCAUUUUCUGGGACUGGAUUUGGUGACUGGAAGGAAUGGAUGCUUAUUUCUUUGUCGGCAAUGAACAAGGUUCAAUUAAUCGAUGGUUCUCUGAUUCACCCUACAACCAAUUCUCCUCUAUAUCCUCAUUGGCAGCGCUGUAAUAAUAUGGUUAAGUCUUGGAUAAUGAAUUCCCUAUCUAAGGAUAUAGCCAAAACAAUUCUCUACUAUAAAACCGCUAGAGAAGCCUGGAAUAACCAUAUAGAAAGAUAUGGUGUUGCAAAUAUUUCUCAGUAUUAUAGUCUUCAACAAUCUAUUUCUUCCACAUCCCAAGGAUUAAAUGAAACAUAUUCCACUGUUAAAAGUAACAUCCUAAUGAUGAGUCCUGUUCCAAGUGUGGAGAAGGCAUACUCUAUUCUGAUUAGGGAUGAGAAACAAAGGGAAAUCAAUUCUGCUUCUCAGCCUUUCUCUUCUGAUUCUACUUCCUUCAUAGCUAACUCUAAUUCCAAUUCUACUCAUAACCAACCAAAUACCACCAGAAAAUAUACUCAGAGGUUUACCAAGGGAAGAAAAGCUGCUGCAUGUGUACAGAUUGAGUCCUCAGAACAGACCUCAACUAAGCCUGAUUCACCUCAAAAUGAAGACAUUCCACAUGGCUUCUCUAAGGAACAAUAUGUCCACCUUAUGUCUCUAUUCCAUCAGAUGCAGGCAUCUUCUACAAAUCAGCAGUCUACAUCCCAAGAAUCUCCAAUAUAUGCAAAUUUUGCAGGCCCUUCUCUGAAGAGGCCACUGGAAAUUGGUAAGGUUGAGCAUGGACUGGAUGUCACAUUUGCUGAACACAUAUUUCUAUCCAAUUCUCCACCCUCUGGUUUCUUUCCUUCCUCUACUUCUUCUUUUUCUGAGCACAUCAUUCCUAACAAUGUUACCACUUCUACUUCUUCACCAUUACAGUCUUCUGAUCUUGUUCCUACUGUUUCAUCACGACUAUACUCUUCUUCUCAUUCUCCUGAACCUGAUUCUGUACCUUCACCCACACCACUUCCUCCUCUUUCUUCCCUUCCCUUGAGAAGAUUUUCUAGGCCUACCACUGUUCCUCACCACCUUCAGGACUACAUCUGCUAUGCUGUACCUCCUACUUCCUUUCCUGAUCCAUCCACUUUCUCUCAGCCCCUUAAAUCCUACACCUUAUUUGAGCCUUCCUUCUACCAUCAGGCUGCUUCCAAUCCUGCUUGGCAAGAAGCAAUGUUAAAAGAAUUUCAAGCCUUGGAAUCUAACCAAACUUGGGAUAUUGUGCCUUUACCUCCUGGCAAGAAAGCCAUUCCUUCUAAGUGGGUGUAUAAAGUUAAGCAAAGAUCUGAUGGCAGCAUUGACAGAUACAAAGCUAGAUUGGUUAUUAGGGGAGAUAAUCAACAGGCUGGUGGUAUUGACUACUUUGAGACCUUCUCCCCUGUCAUCAAGUUUACUACCACUAAAUGCUUACUUGCCUUAGCUGCCAAAUUCUCUUGGUCUAUAUAUCAACUUGAUGUAAACAAUGCAUUUCUGCAUGGGAAUCUUUCUGAGGAGGUUUACAUGAAAAUUCCUCUUGGUCUUACUGUCUCCUCCUCUUCUUCUGGGCCUCCCUUAGUAUGCAAACUGAAGAAAUCCUUGUAUGGCCUCAAGCAAGCUUCCAGACAAUGGUUUGCUAAGCUUUCUACUGCCGUCACCUCUUUGGGUCUACCAAGCUUACUCCUUCUUCUGGUGAUACCUGAUGCUUCCACUUAUCGAAGGCUUAUAGGAAAGCUAAAUUUUCUCCAACAUACUCGACCUGAUAUUUCUUUCUCUGUUCUGCAUCUCAGUCAGUUUCUCCAUGCCCCCACAUCUGCUCAUAUGCAAGCAACUCUGCAUGUUUUGAGGUAUUUGGUCAGAGAUCCUGCCAGGGGUGUUCUUCUUAACAAUCAUAAGGACUUCUCCCUCAUUGCUUACUCGGAUUCAGACUGGGCAGGGUGUCCUUCUUCCAGGAGAUCUGUGUCUGGUUAUUAUGUCGCUCUUGCGGCUGAAUACAGAGCCCUUCGAAAGAUUGUUGCUGAGCUUAAAUGGCUUGUCAGGCUGUUAGCUGAUUUGGGUAUUUCUAUUUCUGCUCCUAUUCCUUUAUAUUGUGAUAACAGGUCAGCCAUUAGCAUUGCCAAGAACCUUGUCUCACAUGAGCAGACCAAACACAUUGAACUUGAUUGCCAUUUUGUCCGGGAGAAGCUUGCUAGUGGUCUCAUCUUUUUGCAUUAUGUUCCUACUGCCUCACAACUGGCUGAUAUUCUUACCAAACCCCUCACAGGCCUUCAACAUCAACUUUUAUUAUCCAAGCUGGGAGUUCUCUCACCCUCCAGCUUGAGGGGGAGUGUUGGAUUAAAAGAAUUAAAUGGCCCAAUUCCUACAGGCCCAAAGAUUGCUGAAGAAGAAAUAGAUCCAGGCCCAAACACUUGA
This is a messenger RNA of Nicotiana attenuata, 2556 nucleotides long. RefSeq lists its product as uncharacterized. Lineage: Eukaryota; Viridiplantae; Streptophyta; Magnoliopsida; Solanales; Solanaceae. The transcript is spliced from 7 exons. Bases 1 to 2556 code for a protein of 851 amino acids. The record is from RefSeq and is a predicted model, not a curated record.